AUGGAGAUGAAUUUGGCAAAGUGCAGUAUACGGGCCAAGACGGUCGAGGUCCAUUCCAGAGACUCCUGUCAUGGCGGCGAUAAAAAAUUGACUAGAAUCAUCACAGCAUUCGCAUAUCUCUCUCCAGAAUCUGCACUUCGCCUGUUCGCUCUGGGCAAUGGUCCGCCUCUCGGGAGCUAUUUAUUUGUAGACCUUUAUCUCGUGCUGGCAUUAAAACCGUAUCAAGACGGAUCUUUCAUGCUUCUGGGCUUGUCUUUGAGGGACACGAGAUAA
Molecule: messenger RNA, 273 nt
Organism: Acaulospora colombiana
Lineage: Eukaryota; Fungi; Glomeromycota; Glomeromycetes; Diversisporales; Acaulosporaceae
Source: the annotation of a GenBank genome assembly